AUGGAGGUGCGUGCUGGUGUUCAUGUCCAGUUACUCGUUCUGCUUUUCGAGAACCCCGCCGUGCUGCCUUCUGCGCCACUGGGACCGCGGACAGCGCUGGUCCAACCCGACUGGGCUGUGCUUCGGUGGAACGAACCGAAACGACUGCCAGACACCGUACUCGGGUACACCGUGAGAGUUCGCGAGCUCGGCGACUCGGAAUUGAAUGACACCUACACUGCAAUCGCUGGCCAGCACUCUCCAUUCCUGUUGGACCGUCUGACCGGCGGUCGGACGUAUGAGUUCUUCGUCACGGCGGUCAACGACCUCGGCGAGGGCGAGCGCAGUAACCGGGUCAUCUUUGAGACGCCGCCGGCUGAACCCGAUCUACUGGAAGACGGGUCGGGCGCUCCGACCUCCGUGGACCCCGCUGUGUGCUGCCGUGAGAGCGGCGUCCCUCCUCGCUGCCAGAAGUUCUGCUCUUACUCGGGAAUGGCCGAGGAAAAAGAGUUUGGAAAUGGGUGUGAGAACUACUGGACGCAGAUUGCCGGCUGCGCGACUGAAGGACGGGGACGGGAUACCGGCCGCUGUUGUACAGUGGCUCUGCCGGAUCCGUGCCGGUCCCUCUGUGAGGGCCGCGCCCUGGGGGACGACUGUCGCCGGGCCGCCCUGUACCUCCUGCGCUGCGCCACCUGGCAGGGCGUCAGGCGACCCCCGGCCGUCACGGGGACACACGUCACCAAUGUGACGGAUGAUUCGGUGACACUGGUGUGGCAGCGGCAGAACAGCACCGACCAGUACCAGGUCUUCUACGGAAAACUGAACUCGACUGAAGCUGUCUUCCACUGGCAAAACCGACUUGACCAGGUGAUGGACGUCACUGGCACAACGCAGGCCCAAGUGGCGGUGGCUAGAGACGCCCUGUACGGGUUCUCUGUGUCCUAUGUGGACGCAAAUGGAACGCGGGCGCACUGGGGGUCGACCCUGCUGGUCAACGGGUCAGCUGGGUCUGGGCUCCCCAAGCUGUCGCCUCCCCACGGAGUGACAAUCAGAGGAGUAUCAGAACAUGGCCUGGACGUCACCUGGGAACCGCCAGCUGAUACGACCGGAGGCGUGAGUGUACGCUACAGGCUCUAUUAUCAGGCUGAGGGUGAGCCAGCACCAAGAGUUGUGCACUUGACGGAUACGAGCCACAACCUCACGGGACUGGACGGUGGCACGGUGUACAGUGUGUGGGUAACAGCCGUGUCGGACGACGGAGCAGAGGGCGCUCCAUCAGAAACGGUGGAGGAACGGACCAGGAACCCUCCGGAGAUAGCACCGACUCUCCAGCUCCCCAGGGUCGAUCCCAGGGAGCCCACCGAGGGGGGCAACAUGACCAUCACCUGUGUGGCCACCGGGUCGCCGACACCGACGGUCACCCUGGUCCUCAAUAAUCGCGUGCGGAACCAGGUGAGCCACUUCUGA
Messenger RNA from Amphibalanus amphitrite, 1446 nucleotides. RefSeq names its product receptor-type tyrosine-protein phosphatase F-like. Gene Ontology annotation, biological process: cell-cell adhesion. The record is from RefSeq and is a predicted model, not a curated record. Lineage: Eukaryota; Metazoa; Arthropoda; Thecostraca; Balanomorpha; Balanidae. The transcript has 11 exons. Gene Ontology annotation, molecular function: protein binding. The coding region runs from base 1 to 1446 and encodes 481 amino acids.